Nicotiana attenuata is the source of this 1601-nucleotide messenger RNA. RefSeq names its product flavonol synthase/flavanone 3-hydroxylase-like. The record is from RefSeq and is a predicted model, not a curated record. The coding region runs from base 334 to 1428 and encodes 364 amino acids. The transcript is spliced from 3 exons. Lineage: Eukaryota; Viridiplantae; Streptophyta; Magnoliopsida; Solanales; Solanaceae.
GCCAACCCUCCACUUGUCUUAAAGGUUACGAGGCCUCUUCUUGGCCACUAUAUAUAUUAGUUCCUUGCCCCACUCCUUUCUCCAAUUGUUAUAUCUUUGUGUUAGUGGCAAGUUGCCAACUCUUUCAGUCCUCGUACUUCCGUCGCUUUUCAUAGACUUUUUCAGUAUAAUUGCUGUGUGGCUACACGGAUUUUUAAAGAUUUUGUUGGGUUGUGGGGUGUGUUGUGUAUGUAUAAUAUAGUCUAAGGAUUUCAGUAUUGUCUUAUCAUCGUACUCCUGCCCGAUAUUUGGAUAGUCAGAAACCUUGGUGUCCGUGAACUGAAUAAGUAAGAAAUGAAAUUUCCAGGAGAUUGGCCAGAACCUAUAGUUCGUGUCCAAUCAUUAUCCGAUAGUGGCAUCACCACAAUUCCCAACAAAUAUGUCAAACCCCCAACAGAUAGGCCAUCGUUAAAUACUUCUUACAAGAAUAUUGGUGUUAACAUUCCAACUAUUGAUCUUCAGGGACUCUUUACUGCUGACGGAAACAUUAAUAAUGCCCAAAAAUCCUCAAUUUAUGAACAAAUUUCAGAGGCUAGUCGACACUGGGGUUUUUUUCAGGUUGUGAACCAUGGUGUUCCCCCUGAGCUUAUGGACAAAGCUCGACAAGUGUGGCGAGAAUUCUUUCACCAGCCUAUGGAAGUUAAACAAAUUUAUGCAAAUACGCCUAAGACUUACGAGGGCUACGGCAGCCGCCUUGGAGUUGAAAAAGAUGCAAUUCUUGAUUGGAGUGAUUAUUAUUAUCUUCACUAUCUUCCUUCCUCCUUGAAGGACCAUCACAAGUGUCCUGCCCUCCCUCUUUCCCUCAGGGAAGUGGUCGAAGAAUAUUCAGAACAAGUUGUGAACUUUUGUGGGUGUUUAAUGAAGAUUUUAUCAGCAAAUCUUGGGUUAAGAGAAGAUGUUUUGCAAAAUGCGUUUGGAGGAGAAGAUAUAGGAGCAUGUCUAAGGGUGAAUUUUUACCCAAAAUGUCCACAACCGGACUUGACCUUAGGCCUUUCCCCACAUUCGGAUCCAGGUGGCUUGACCAUUCUCCUGCCGGACCAGGACGUCGCCGGCCUUCAGGUCCGCCGCAACGGCGAUUGGAUCACUGUAAAGCCAGCUUCACAUGCUUUCAUUGUCAAUAUAGGUGAUCAGAUUCAGGUAUUAAGCAAUGGUAUUUACAAGAGUGUUGAGCAUAGAGUGAUGGUGAAUUCAGCAGAAGAGCGUGUUUCUCUCGCCUUGUUUUACAAUCCUAGAAGUGAUUUGAUGAUAGAACCAGCAAAGGAGGUGGUGACGCCGGAGAAUCCUCCAUUGUAUCCGCCAAUGACCUUUGAUGACUAUAGACUCUACAUAAGGACUAAAGGACCUCAAGGAAAAUCACAGUUACGCCAAUCCAACAAAUCCCCAACAUGACAAAUAAAGUUUUUUUUACAUUUAUAUCUAACCUCCGUGUAAAAAGUUAUUGGGUUCAGUUGCCACUGUUUGCAAGGCUGGCUUUGAUUCAUAAUUUUGUCACUUCAAUUUGAAUUGAGGAUUGACUGGGUCGCGAGGAUUUCGUAUAUACAUGAACGAAACUGCAUUCUCCA